Pygoscelis adeliae (Adelie penguin) is the source of this 522-nucleotide messenger RNA. It is a transcript of the gene PTRH1, whose product is annotated as peptidyl-tRNA hydrolase 1 homolog (S. cerevisiae). The transcript has 4 exons. Bases 1 to 324 code for a protein of 107 amino acids. Gene Ontology annotation, molecular function: peptidyl-tRNA hydrolase activity. Lineage: Eukaryota; Metazoa; Chordata; Aves; Sphenisciformes; Spheniscidae. The record is from RefSeq and is a predicted model, not a curated record.
AUGAACCUCAGCGGGCUCAGCGUCGCCAGUGCCGCUGAGAUCUACAACCUCCGCCCAGAAGACAUUUACCUGGUUCAUGAUGACCUGGACAAGGCCCUGGGCAAGGUGGCAAUCAAGCUGGGAGGCAGUGCAAGGGGACACAACGGGGUCCGAUCCUGCAUCAGUGCUCUGCACUCCAACGAGAUGACCCGGCUCAGGGUCGGCAUCGGGCGGCCAGAGGGUGAAGUGACGGUGUCCAGCUACGUCCUGGCUCCAUUCAGCUUCCUGCUGGAGCACAUCAUGCGGAGGAGAGCACCCGCAGGGGAGCCAGGGAACAGGGGCUGACACGAACCCCCGGGGACCCGCGUGGCCAAUGGACGGAGCGCUGCGGACUCUCCAGGGUGACCAUGGUGCGGAGCAGAGCUGGCCCUGCUGGGCAGCCUGGCCAGGUGCUGGGGCAGCCCCAGUCGGUCUCCACACAGAUACGGGCAGCUCGUGUCCCACUCAAACCCCUGCAGUGGCUUCAUACGGCAGAUCAGCACA